CUCCUCCUGACAAUGAAGAACACUUUGGUGUAGUGAAGAGAGUGAAGACAAACAUGGAAGAGCUCAGCGCCGUCGGGGAGCAGGUCUACGACGCUGAGUGCAUCCUGAACAAGCGGCUGAAGAAGGGAAAGUUGGAGUUCCUUGUGAAGUGGAGGGGAUGGUCAUCCAAGGACAACAGCUGGGAGCCUCAGAAAAACAUCCUUGACCCCCGACUGCUGGCCGCGUUCAACAAGAAAGAGCAGGAGAAGGAGCAGAUCAUGUGCAAGAAAGGGAAACGACCCAGGGGAAGGCCACGGAAAGUUGUUGAGAUCAACGCUGAGGCCACCAAGUCGUCCAGCUCUUCUUCGAGCUCCUCGUCUUCAUCCUCCGACUCCUCCUCGUGUUCCUCCUCUUCCUCCUCCUCCUCCGAGGACGACGAUGACGAUGAUGACAGCGCCAAACCGGUGAGCCCCGGCGUCCGGACGCGAGAGCUUCACCCGGGGCCUCAGAAGAAGGCCCAGAUCGUCGUGGCCAAGCAGGAGCCCCCUAAGAAACGGGGUCGGAAACCCCAGGCCUCCCCGGAGCUCCGGACCUUCCAGCCGAUCAAGGGCCUCCGCAAGAUCGCCUCCAGGGAACCCAUGGCGAUAGAGCCGCCGGGCGCCAUCAGGAAGCCUGCACACCCGGCCGGCUUCUCCUUCCCGGGCUACCCGAGGGCUUCCCCCAGGGAACAGCUUGGUGGAGCGAACAGGGGCGCCCUCAGUCCAGCCGGGGCCAGUCAGACCCCCACAAGCCCCCUGGGGUUGGCGAGCAGGGCGGCCCAGCCCGCCUCUCCGUCCCUGAACCGAUCAGGCCAGAACAGGAACAGCGCCGACGCUAAACUGUCCGUCUCCGUUGCGAGCGGCGUGCCGGGUCUGGCCGGGAAUAAAUCCAAAGGAGUGGCCUCUUUGAGCGUCAACGCCCCCAAGCGGGCGCCACAAGGCUCGGCGCAGCCCCCUCUGGGCUCUCCCCUCAGACAGAGGAAGCCCGACGCCCCCGCGUCGCCAGCUCUACAACGGCUCCAGGCCGGCAAAGCCUCGUCCUCGUUUAACGGCCAAGCCAACGGCCUCCAGCCUCUGAACCUCCAGAGCGGCCGCAAACCGCCGCCGGGGGGAAGCAGCGCUCCAGAGGCCCCGACCGUUCCCGCACAGGGCCUCAGGAACGCCUCGACCCCAGGGGGCAAGCCUGUGGCCGGGCAGCGGCAGGAGCCCAGCUGCGCCCAGACCCCCGUCUCCCCGGCCGGGUCGCUGCCCCGCAAGAGCCAGCCCGGGGCGGCCCAGGUGAGGCCGAGGGGCGAGGCGGGCUCCAACGGAGGGGAGAGGCUCGCCGGCCGGGCCCAGAGCAGGACGGACAAGGGGGACGCGCAGAAAACGGAAACGGUGGCGGCGGCGACGACUGUUCAGGGUAAACGGGACGCGACCGCCGCCGGCAAAGAUGGCGGCGGCGGCGGCGGCAAGCAGCCCAAGAGCGGCACGAGCACAGGGGAGGAGGGCAGCAGCUCGGACUCGGACCAGGACUCGUGUUUCCCGGGCAGCGGCCAGCAGGACCUCUCCAUCUCGCUCCAGAGCAGCCAGGAGUGGAAGCCCACGCGCAGCCUGAUAGAACACGUGUUCGUCACGGACGUCACGGCCAACCUGGUCACCGUCACGGUGAAGGAGUCCCCCACCAGCGUGGGCUUCUUCAACAUGAGGAACUACUGAGGCGAGGCACCCACCUUCUGACCUCAAGAAGGUCCCCGCACUUAGACCUCCGAAAUCUGCCUUGUGGGGGGGGGGGGGGGGGGGACACUCAAGCACUGUACAUUUUUAGUGUUGAUAUACACCGAGGGCUGCGGUAAUGCAAAUCCUGUAAACAUUUAACAUUUGUGUAGGUUUGUAGAGUGUUGAUUAAGACCAGCUACCGUCGGGCUAGGCUGUAGAUAUGCUUUCUCUUUCUAGCCGUUCUCCAUCUCUCUCUCUCUCUCUAUAAAUAUUCUUGACUGAUGUUUAAAGGAAAACAUUUUGUAGGGCAACUUGUGUACUUUUAAGCUAGACCUUUUUGUUUUUAUAUCAUUUGGAGUCAAACCGACUUAAAGGGAUCUAAAUCCUUUCUUUUUUUACUAAGACCUGUCUUAGCAGACGAGCUCUAACUAGCUGUUGCAAGACAGAGCUGCACUACAAGACAGCAGAUCAGGCUGAGACCGACCGCACGCUGGCAUUCUAGCAUCGACUCCAAAAGUCUGGGCUCUGAGUUUUUGGCUGUACGAAAGUCGAUAACCACAGUAUGCAGAUAAUAGUCACGGCAACGGUGUACGGUGCGAUUGCAGUAAUCAAGCAAUUGGCUGCUGUGGUGGUUGUAAUAUUGUCACAACUGCAGUGGAGUGCUACAGAGGAAUGAUAAAGAAGAGCAUUGGGGAGACGGCAGUUUGUUCGCUCAAACACAGGCGUGGCCAGUUGGCAGAUGAAGGCUUCCCACUGCCAGGCAUCUGUGUUCAUUCUGGGACUGUGAUCAGCGUGGAUGAUGGCAGGUUAAGGGAGGUGACUCCCUGAAUUACUAAGUGGAGUUUAUCAUGUACGAAAUUAUAUAUUUUUUGUGAAAUUUGCUUACUCCUUGGGCUGCAGUGCCAGAGUGGGAACUUCCACCCACGACAUCCGUUUAUUUUGUUGUGGGUCAGUAGGAAUUUCAGUUCGGCAUAAUGGCCUGGGAGAACAUGCAGAGGAAGAGAUUCCACACAAUGAAGACCACAACAAGGCCCAAUCCUAGUGUAACUGUAUAUAUUCUGUUAAUAGCUGGAACACCAUCUGAGGACACCAGUCAUAUGCUUUUUUUUAUUUUUUUGGUGUAUUAAUUUAUUUAAGUUUGAGCCAAAAUGGCCAACAGAAAAUGUAUUGGUCAUCACCCCUUCCGACUUGUUCGUUAUAAACUUAAUGUAUUUGACUGUUUCCUUAUCAAAUUCCCAAAUACUACUGCAGAUGAUUGGUUAAAUAUAUGUAUGGACUUCUGCGAGAUAGUCCAACGACAAUAAUUCUUUUUUUUUUUCAACCAUUCCAGCGACUUUCUCUGCUUUCUUCUGGCUUUAGAUGUACUCUGCUCUCGUUCCAGCAGAGAACCUCCAGCAAUCAUGAUAUAUUUUCUAAACUUGAAACCCUUUUUUUUUAUCGAAGAGAGUAAAAAAAAAAAGAAAACAUAGUUACUAUAGAAACCAUACGCGUUGUGGAUGCUUGCCCUUAUCUUGUCUUGUUGCUUCAAAAAGAGAGUUGAGAUUCCUCUGUGCAGCCAGCAGAGAUAAAAAAAAGAAGGUAGUUUCACUCAUGGGGAGAGUGAGAUAAAGUAUCUGCGGUUCACCCCCGAGUGUAACCUGAUAAGACGUGGUACUGGCCGAAUUUAACACACACACACACACACACCUACACCUCUCUCUGUGUUGACUAUCUUCUAGUAAAAGUGGUAAUUUUCCGGAACAAAGGCGGAGGAUGGGAGGAAGUGAGGGUGGACCCCCAGGGAGUUUAUAUCAGGCCCAAUCAGAGAGACAUUAAGAACUAAUUGGGCUCCUUUUGGAUUUGACAUCCAAAAACACGCAACAAACCCAAAGCAACGUUUCCCACGACAUCUUCAAACCUGUGUAAAAUUAAAAAUGGCAAACCCUAAAGAUGUUUUUUGUUACGUUUGCCAACCGAUUCGGGCACUUCGACACCGGUUGGUAAGUGGACCACGGUUCCUCUCACCAUGGUGUUUGCGUCGUAGAUGCAGCAUGACAGAAACCACAGUAGCGCCGGUGUACUCCUUGUUGAGGGGGAUUCUGCGACAAAGCCCCUGCCUCUGAACUCUAAUCCUCCCAAGCUCUCUGUGGCUUUCUCUCCCUCCUCAAAGCCAACGAUACAAAAGGAGUAAACUCCCAAAGAAAGCUCAGAUUUCAGCAUCCCCACGUUAAGGGGAACACACCGGGCCGGCGGGGCGGUGAAUUCCCCUUCACUGUUCGUUCACUUGAACUAACACUGCAAAUCAGAGGGGAGCGAUGCUGCGGAAACUGGUGGUGGUGGAGAGACGUUUGGGGGUUGUUACAGGUGGUUGGCUUUCAAGGCCAGACACUGAAGGGUGAGGGAGCGAGUUGAGGCCGUGUUUAUGUGUUUCUCAUCCGUUUGAAGUGCAGUCAAGUACUCUCUGAGAAGUACCCUCUCUGUCUGUGUAAAGCAUCAGAGCGUUGAUUUCAAGGUUGGAUGGCAGGGUGGCAUGAGGGUUGUUGGAGUGCAUUUUGUUUCAGGGGUAAAAAAAAAAAAUGACCCGUGUUCAAUUCCCCGAGAUAGUUGGAUGGUUUGUCUUCUGUACCUCUGUACCUCCUGAA
Messenger RNA from Gadus macrocephalus (Pacific cod), 4336 nucleotides. It is a transcript of the gene cbx2, whose product is annotated as chromobox homolog 2 (Drosophila Pc class). The record is from RefSeq and is a predicted model, not a curated record. Bases 54 to 1715 code for a protein of 553 amino acids. Gene Ontology annotation, cellular component: heterochromatin; PRC1 complex. The transcript is spliced from 5 exons. NCBI's taxonomy places the organism in Eukaryota, Metazoa, Chordata, Actinopteri, Gadiformes, Gadidae. Gene Ontology annotation, biological process: negative regulation of transcription by RNA polymerase II.